This is a messenger RNA of Closterium sp. NIES-67, 1760 nucleotides long. The record is from the annotation of a GenBank genome assembly. Lineage: Eukaryota; Viridiplantae; Streptophyta; Zygnematophyceae; Desmidiales; Closteriaceae.
GCCUUUCAAGCGUAUCUGCUCUGGAAGCAGUGAAUUCCUCAGUCUCGUGCAGAUUCAGCCGUAGAAGUCCGCCUCUUGCCACACCUAACUUGCGUGCCUCCUCAGGCCGGUGUAAGCUGCGCGCGACCCCAGCGGCCUGCCCUAGUAUCGUUUACCCCGUCGGCUGCACGUGUCCGCCGUUGACGAGCCUUCCGCAAUCCGCGGCGAUGGCUGCGAUGGCGGACGGCAAGGGCGCGCAGUUCAACAUGCGCAACCCGGCGGUGAAGCGCAUCCUGCAGGAGGUGAAGGAGAUGCAGCGCGAGGGCAGCAAGGAGUACGCCAGCAUGCCGCUCGAGGAGGACAUAUUCGAGUGGCAGUUCGCGAUCCACGGCCCCAAGGACACGGAGUUUGAGGGCGGCAUCUACCACGGCCGCAUCACACUGCCCGCCGAGUACCCCUUCAAGCCGCCCUCCUUCAUGCUGCUCACUCCCAGCGGGCGCUUUGAGGUGCAGACGAAGAUCUGCCUGAGCAUCUCCAACCACCACCCGGAGCACUGGCAGCCAUCCUGGAGUGUGCGCACGGCUCUGGUGGCGCUGAUAGCCUUCAUGCCCACCAAGCCAGACGGCGCCCUGGGCUCACUGGACUACACCAAGGACGAGAGGCGCCAGCUCGCAAUCAAAUCCCGACUGGCGCCGCCCAAAUUCGGCAGCCCCGGGCGGCAGCAAGUAAUUGACCAGAUCCAUUCAGCCAUGCUGCAGACCGCUCCGCCUAUCCCUGCUACUCUGCAACCGGCUUCUUCUCCUGCACCCAUGGCUCCAGACACCCCUCAAGACCCACCGGCCACCCCUGCCUUGCCUCCUGCUGCUGACCCAUCUGCUGCUGCUUCUGACUCUGCUGCUUCAUCAGCCCCUGCCUCUUCCGCUGGGCUCCCUGUGGAGCAGCCUCAUGCCAGCUCGCCAUCCCCACAGCCAGCAGCAGCACAGGCAGGCGAGUCACCAUCCACCACCCUUGUUGAGCCUGCUACUGCUGGUGUGGCGUCGGGGCCAUCCUCCGGCUCAGAUGGCUUGAGUGAGAUUGGCACGGGGCUGCCUGGUUCCUCAUAUGGCAGCAUUUCCACUCCUCAGCUGGCACAGGCUGGGUGCACACCUGGUGAUGCAACACAGUCUGCUGCAGCUGCAGGCGCGUCAUCAGCACCACCUGCUGAUGUAGUUGCAGCUGCAGCAGGUGCAGCGUCAGCAGGGAGCCACUUGAAUGCUGUUGACCACCAUUCACUUGCUGAACCACUGUUGCCGCCACAACCACAAUCCAUGACAGAGUCACGGCCACCAAGAGGAGCAACAGCAGCAGCAGCAGCCCAUUCAGGUGCCGAAGCAAGAGCAGGAGGAGCAGUGGGAUCAGCGGCUGGGCAGACACAAACUCGUGUAGCAGAAGGACGGGGGCGAGGUGGCAGGGCAGCAGCCGGAGAGGACAGAGUGUUGAGCACCCUGGCAGCGGCAAUAGUGGUGGCCAUUAUGGCGCUGCUUCUGAGGAAGUUCUUGCGGGUCUAUUCUCCUCUGGAUGAAGCCAGCAUGGAAUGGUGAUGCUGACAUGUGAUGGAGUAGCUGCCUGCUAAAGCAGGAUGGGGGCAAUGGCUGUGCAGCCUAGGAAUUGGUUGAGUGCUUUUGUAUGUUUUCCAUGAAGGUGUGCAUACAAAGCUUCUACCUUACCGUAUGACUGUUUCUUCUAAUGUAUCGUGUUGGUGGAGGUUCACCAGGCUAGCUGAUUUGAAUGCCUGAUUGCGU